Messenger RNA from Rubroshorea leprosula, 1306 nucleotides. The record is from the annotation of a GenBank genome assembly. Lineage: Eukaryota; Viridiplantae; Streptophyta; Magnoliopsida; Malvales; Dipterocarpaceae.
AUUCCUCCCUCCGACUUCGUGCAGAGUUUGAGAAAAUAUCCUCAAAAGGAACAGUAAGUAUAGUAGGGAGUGAGGUGAUGCCCCUGGACUAUGGGAGCAUGGACUCAGAGAGUAGUCCAUCUCCUUCUAGUUCGGAGAAGACAAUAGAGGGGGUGAGGGGAGAUGAGGUGGUGGAGGUUGGGGGGAAUGAGGUGGUAGGGUUUGGGGGAGAUAACAUACCCAUUACAGUAGUAGAAGUAGAGGGUAGAGGAAAGAGGGACUAUGAUGUAAAUGCAGAGAUAGUGGAGGAGGUAAAACAGUAUAGAUCCGAACUAAGGACCAAGGAUAGCCUGGGUCACUUAGUGGAAAAUUACGAGAUCUCGUCUCGAGUAUUAGUUAGGCCAGCCGGGGUAGAGGAGAGAGCAUGUUCUACUCCUCAGGAUCAUUGGAUGCCCAUAUAUUCCCACUAUCUGAUAGCGGGAUUGAGGUUUCCAAUUCCUGAGUUGCUAGUAGGUUUGUUGUUAGAUUAUAAUAUAGGGUUGACACAAUUAGUCCCCAAUGCUAUGAGGGGGGGUAUUAGGAGGGAUAAGGGGUGGUAUUAUUUCACCCCUAGGGUAGCAAAUAGGGAGAGUAGAGCGUUAUUUACGGCGGGUCCUUCAUCCAUUAAAGGAUGGAAGGAAAAAUUCUUUUUUGUAGAUGAUACGGAGUGGGAUAGGGGGGAUGCCGAGGUGAGGGAGUUAGCAUCCUGGAAGGCUACAAAAGCCAACCAGAUAGCUGAAAUAGAUCAGUUUUUGAACACGGCUGGAGGAGUGGCUAUCCCCAAGAAGCCAAGGAAGAAGUCAAAGACUUCAACCAAGCAAGUGGAUGAGGGGAAGGCCAGGAAAGAGAAAAAAAGGGUGGUGGAGGAGGAGGAGAAAGGGAAUGAGGUACCUCAGUUCGUACCUCAGCCUCCUCCUGUUGAGCUAGGGCCUGAGCUCAGACAGUUGGAGGAGGGGGCUGAGGUACGAGCUCCUGGUAAGGGAAAGGGCCCUGUUCCCCCAGUGGCGUCUCAAAGCAGCCUGUUCGAAACUAAGAACAUGACGGGGGCUAGGUGGUUCAUCAACAGCACCUUCCCCAAAGUGGACAAACGCAACACGCGGGAUGAGGCUCUAAGAUAUGGCGGAGCAUCUGUUGUGAAGCACGUUUUAGAGAGCGCGAGCUGGGUGAAUGGUCUAGCCCAGGAGUUCAUGGAUAGCAUGAGGGAGCGCUCACUCUUGUAGAGGCAGUGUGACCAGCUGCAAAAGGAGAAGGAGGAGCUGGAAAAGAAAAAUAAAGAACUGUAAGAGUC